ACACACACUCACACACUCCCGCCUCUCUUCCACCCUACUCCCAGUAGGGUGUUCCAGCAGCAGCAGCAAACCAGGAUUGCAGGAAGCAGGAGGGACACGGCUCAGUGGAUUACAGGCUACAGCCCUCCUCUCUCCAGACUCACCCUGCUACACCGAGAGGAGAGACUAGUGCUACUGCUGCUCUUUCAUCGCAUUUUCGCAUUUUUUGCCUUUUCCUGCUUGUUUUCUGUUUUAUUUUUUCUAUAAUUCCACUUCAUUUUUUGUCUGCUACCUGAAGAGCAAGACUUUAAAAAGUAUUUUUUGAUUAUAUUUAUUUUUUAAAUGGUAAUGAAGGUGUCAGAACUAGGAGUCUUUUAAGGCACGUGGAGAAAGGCUUAAAGGCAUAUGCUUGAGCUAUGGGGAAGUCCAACAGCAAACUAAAGCCUGAGGUGGUGGAGGAGCUGACUAGGAAAACCUACUUCACGGAAAAAGAGGUACAACAAUGGUAUAAGGGUUUUAUUAAGGACUGUCCUAGUGGUCAGUUGGAUUCAGCUGGCUUCCAGAAGAUUUACAAGCAAUUCUUCCCCUUUGGUGACCCCACCAAGUUCGCCAGCUUCGUCUUCAAUGUGUUUGACGAGAACAAGGAUGGACGUAUUGAGUUUGCAGAGUUCAUCCAGGCCCUGUCAGUCACCUCCAGAGGGACCCUGGAUGAGAAGCUCAGAUGGGCCUUCAAGCUUUACGACCUGGAUAACGACGGUUACAUAACUCGGGAUGAGAUGUUGAAUAUUGUGGAUGCCAUUUACCAGAUGGUGCCGCGCGUACAGGGGAACACGGGGAACACGGUGGAGUUGCCUGAGGAAGAAAACACACCAGAGAAGAGAGUGGACCGAAUCUUUGCCAUGAUGGACAAGAACGCAGACGGAAUGUUGACCCUGCAGGAAUUCCAGGAGGGCUCCAAAGCAGACCCCUCCAUCGUCCAGGCUCUAUCGCUGUACGACGGGCUGGUGUAGCAGCUCCCCUACACUCCCCACAUUGUCCAUGAUGGCCUGUCAACGUUGUGUCACCCUGCUAAGUGAGUGAUGGAGUCUGCUACCUGUCUUGUCCUCUGACUCCUCCUCAGCCUAUUAAGGAAGAGAGCGGGAAUCAUGGAAGCUGACAAUGGUGGGCCGCUGCUGUCAAUCACUCAUCAUCAUGGUUUCCAGGAUUAGAGUAAAUUUAACAACCGCAAACUCGUUCGCCUUCGCAGAAGCUAGUGGCGUUGAUGUGUUUACAAGACAUUUAUCUGACAGACAGAAGGAAGUUAGGUACUUUUCUGUAAGAGGAAGAAGACCAGGGUUCAUUAGGCGAAAAACAAUCUGAAACAGGGAGGGACUACCUGGACUUUGUCCAAUACGAAAUGUUCAUUUUCCGUUGCGAAACAACUUUUUAAAAAUUCCAUUGCGAAGCCUAAUGAACAUUGAACUACAUGGGACUGAACACAGACUACUAGUUUAAGGACCGUGGAUCUAAGCAGUUACCAUCUUUAUGUAUUUAUGUUCUGUGAUACUGAGCAUCAGUUCAAUAUGCUGCAGCCAACGACUAGAAACUGCUACUGCCACACUGACUGUCUUUUAGAACGUUUGGAAAAGUGCACCUUAUUUAAUUGUAUUUAAAUAACAGCAGCUCAUGUUUGACAUCAGCAUGAAUUAAUAUUGAUUCUGUGUUCCUGCCGCACAAAGCUCUAAUUGUCGAAGUACGUAAUUGAUUUCAACACCAACUAAGACCUGCGAAGCGAACAAGGGCGAGGUUCGUCGGUGUACUGAUGCUGUAUGAGUUUGAGCCAACUAUUACAUAGAGAUUCAUAGAGAUUAAAUGCUGAGCAGUUGCUUGUCUAUGAGCAGUCCUAGAGGCUUACACUACUGAAUUGCGGACACACUAUAAUCAGUGUCUUCUCUCAAAUUUACCAUCAUAACUGAACCGUUGUGCUGUCAUGCAACAUGCAAUAUAAAUGUAUCAUGAGUUGGAAAAGGGUGGAAUGACACGGAUUGUGGUGGGAAUGAUGAAUAAUUUGAAACUUCACUGAAAUCUUGAACGCUAGGUCAACAACUACGAGAGGCAAAAGGUAUUCAAAUAUAUGUCUUUGCAAAUGCAUGUUAGACGCAUUAUAUUGGUAUGUAAAUACUAAGGUGACUAUAUGCACUGUAGCCAUAAUCAGAACGUUAGUUGUUUUAGGUCAGUACCCUGGUAUGUACAGCCUCUAGAGUGUGGUAGAAAAGCAUUUUGCUACCCGUUUACUUUUCCUCAUCAGUCCAUGUUACUCCUAGACAAUGCACCGACAGUGACAAUUUCACAACAAAGAAGACAAUAAUUUCCCUCCCUCUGUAAUGUUUUUUAUUUAUUUCUCAUCUCUCUCUGUUAAUGACUGGGGCACAAUUUGCUUGUCAUUCCAUCGCUACUGCUUCAGUGAAAUAGAUGUUCCUUUUAUUUUUAUACUGUGCACAAACUGUUCUCUCUUACAAAUAUAAAUUCAAUGGAUGUUUUUAAGAGUUGGAGAGAAUUGGCAACUGCUGUAGUCGAGGGAAUGGUGAAAUAAGUAUUUAAAUGAGCUCUAUAAAAACACUAAUCUUACCUGUAAAUAGACAACCCUGUUGACAAAUGUGGGCGUUGUAUGUUGAUAUCCUCAAGUUGCACAGUUUUCAUUCAGUAUUUUUCCCAUGAUGCAUCUGGAGUGACCCAAUGUACAGUAUGUGGCAUGCUGUGUGUGAUAAGAAACAAGCUAAAUGUAAUGUAGGCUUAAUCAGUAUGAAUUAUAUUUUACCGCUGUUGACUAAUUUUUCUAUUAAAUUCAGUAUCAUAUGAUUAGACAGGGUUUGUCAAAUUGCCUUGGUAUCAAACCAAUUCUCACAGCAUUUAAAGGACACUAUACUGUAAAUAAUAUAAACUGUUAAAAACCUCACAGUAUACAAAAGUGCUCAUUGUUGACAAGACUAUGAACAGACUAUUCUUGAUAUUGAAAGUGAGAACAUUGACUGACCAUCCCAAAUGGCAUACAAAUUAAAAUCUCAGUUGGUCUCCUUGCUCAGUACAUGACAGAGGUAGUUUGUUUUUUUUGUCUUCGGUGCUUUUGAAAUAAAAUAGCUUCUUUCCUUCA
Molecule: messenger RNA, 3109 nt
Organism: Coregonus clupeaformis (lake whitefish)
Lineage: Eukaryota; Metazoa; Chordata; Actinopteri; Salmoniformes; Salmonidae
Product: neuronal calcium sensor 1
Exons: 9
Coding region: 396-989 (197 amino acids)
Molecular function (GO): calcium ion binding; calcium sensitive guanylate cyclase activator activity
Source: RefSeq, a predicted model, not a curated record